AUGGCACGGCGCUGGUGGACACUUCCUCUGCUCCUCGUGAGCGCGCUUGCACCUUCAUUCUCAUUAGCUGGUCUUGCAUUUGAAAAUACGGCUAUCGUCCGCACCAUCGAACUAGGUGGUUCGCUAGUACACGUCAGUACAACUUACGCUGUCAAGGCUCUCGAACCAAGACAAACUACAUAUCAAAUCGCGCUCAGCAAGGCUGAGCGAGCAAAAACAAGUUGGCUCGAGGCUAAAGUGAAGGGCCAGACUACACCUCUUGAGCUUAGCGAGGAUGAAUCCAGUACAGAACAUUUGUUAUCUGUUUCCCUUCCAAAAGCCUUGGCUGUAAACGGCACUCUCAACCUUGUGUUGGAGACUGUGCAGACGCAUGCUACACACCCAUUUCCUGAACAGGCCGCUCAGAAGGAGCCUCAGCUACUCAAGUAUGAAACCGACCUUUUCACCAUCAGUCCUUACGUUACCCUCGUACAGCGCACAAAGAUAAAGUCCAUGGCGCCGAACGUCAUUUCCUAUACUACCCCACAUGACGUGGACAGUUUUGUGAGAGAUGGUUCUGUCACCAGAUCUGGGGGAACUAUUACCUAUGGUCCUUAUAACGACAUUCAAACGGAUACAUAUUUCGUGGCAAAACAUCAACAAUCUAUCUCAGUUCAUUACAGCUUUGACUAUCCUGUUCUUGAGGUCGAGACGCUCCGCCGUACAGCAGAGAUUAGCCACUGGGGUUCCAACUUGAACAUCGAGGACAAGAUUCACCUCCAUAACGCUGGGCCCACUCUCAAGGGCCACUUCUCUCGCUUGGAGUACCAGGGCCAAAUUUAUCACCGCAGGCAAGCCCCGCAUAUUCUCUCCGACUUCACUUUGCACCUUCCGCCCGGUGUGACCAAUGCGUACUUCUAUGACCAGAACGGGAAUGUCUCCACAUCCCAUCUGCGCACGGUACCAUCGGUCGCGAAGGGCAGCAAGGCAACGCAGUACAGUGUGCUUGAAUUACGGCCACGCUACCCAGUUCUCGGGGGUUGGAACUACUCUUACACUAUUGGCUUCGACACGCCUCUGCAAGAUUCAGUCGGCUAUGAUGUGAAGAAUGGCAUAUACGUGGUUGGCGUACCUGUCAUGACGAAUAUUCCUGGAACUGUUGUGGACAAUGCUGAAGUCAAGAUUAUACUGCCGGAGGGUGCAACUAAUAUCGAAUUCAUCUCACCUUUCCCCGAACUUUCUAACGGUAUGUCAACACACAUCAGCUACCUCGAUACUGCGGGACGCCCCGCCGUCACCUUCACAUACAAGGACUUGACUUAUAAGCACACAGGCAUUAUCUAUGUCUCGUAUCAGGUUCCCGUCUCGGCUCACUUAAAGAAAGUCAUGUCCGUCGGUGCUGCUUUGUUCAGUCUCUUUGCUUUUGCUUUCAUGGCUAGGCGCGUGGAUUUGAACCUACACAAGAAGUGA
Molecule: messenger RNA, 1449 nt
Organism: Suillus subaureus
Lineage: Eukaryota; Fungi; Basidiomycota; Agaricomycetes; Boletales; Suillaceae
Product: Ribophorin I
Exons: 6
Coding region: 1-1449 (482 amino acids)
Cellular component (GO): membrane; oligosaccharyltransferase complex
Source: RefSeq, a predicted model, not a curated record